Messenger RNA from Guyanagaster necrorhizus, 827 nucleotides. RefSeq lists its product as uncharacterized. The transcript has 3 exons. The record is from RefSeq and is a predicted model, not a curated record. NCBI's taxonomy places the organism in Eukaryota, Fungi, Basidiomycota, Agaricomycetes, Agaricales, Physalacriaceae. The coding region runs from base 157 to 684 and encodes 175 amino acids.
CAACUCGGCCACGCUACCCCUUAAGCUCUUUACUUUCAGAUUUAGGGAAGAAGCAUAGCAUUCAAUUUAAGGAUUGAUCCUUUUACAUACGUUGAGGAGCUGCUGUGAUGACUGGACCAACAGUGAUUUUAUGUGGACGCCUCCUUACUAUUGUGGAUGAAGGAGUACAAAGCCAAGGAGGUGUUGCGUGCUAUUGAUGCCAGGGCUGACGCCAUGUCAACAGCAAAGCAUGGACGAGCUUAUCAUAAGACUCUAGAUGUCCAUAUUCAAGACCUGGACUCUGUUCUACCAAAUAACCGGCCCACCAUUGAGCGUGAGGUUCACACGCUCAUUAAUUUCGAGCGACAACUACGGUUAAUCGAUAAAGUCAAGAAAGUUUUAUAUUACAAGUCACCAGAUCUCGAGGAGUAUCGUCCACUGGGCUAUUUAUGCUACUUGGAACGUCAAUUGCGAAGCAUUCGUCGGAAUUUGAGCAAUCGUUGCUCCAGUGGGCGAAAGCCCUUGAACUUGAUGAAGUUUGUAUCUAUAGGAAUCGUAUCGCAGAGCUACAGAGCCUUGGUUUCCCUCUCAUCACCGGAUACCCGUUGCUUCUCGAACCGAUUAUGGACAUUUGGCCUUAAUAUUAAUAGGCUGUGUAUCUAUUGCAUAUCAUUCCUCUGUAUUCGUAAAGUAAGAAGUAUAUGAUGGGUAAACGAUAAUAUAAUGUUGAAAGUAAAAACAACGAAAGCCAAAACCGACAGACAGCAAUAGUAGGGCAAGAUAUAACAAUAAGAUGCAGGUGAAUAGAAUUGUUGAAGUGAUGUGGAGAUGUUACGAUUCACUCGCUG